This is a messenger RNA of Oryza sativa Japonica Group (Japanese rice), 2339 nucleotides long. RefSeq names its product disease resistance protein RGA4-like. Lineage: Eukaryota; Viridiplantae; Streptophyta; Magnoliopsida; Poales; Poaceae. Gene Ontology annotation, biological process: defense response to other organism. The record is from RefSeq and is a predicted model, not a curated record.
AAAGCAGUUAAUAGCCUCAUCCCUCUAAACUUAUAAUCCCUCCUAACUCCCUCAUAGGACUUAGGUGAGGGAAAGAUCAGGCGGCGAUGGCGUGCUGCUCGCCGCUGGCCGAGACAUGGGGACGAACAGGGUAUUUUAUUGUGAUUGAUGACAUGAGGGAAGAACUGUGGUGUGAUACAGAGCAUGCUUUCCCUGCGGACGACGGUGUCAGCAGCAGGAUAGUGGUGACCACGAAUAUCCAGUCCAUAGCUAAUGCAUGCAGCACUGCAGAAGGUUAUGUGUACAAAAUGGGAAAACUCAACACUGAAUAUUCAAAAGGUUUGUUCUUCCAAAGUGCUUCUAUUGAGGAUUGAUCACCAGACAUGGAGAGAGGUUCAGAACAACUUCGGAAGAAAUGCGAUGGUCUACCUCUAGCUCUGAUCUGCGUAGGCCAGUUCUUGCUGUCAGAAGGUACAGUAACAGGGCCCACUUGCAGUGAUGUAUGCAGCAACCUUGGUCACCAUCUGGAAAACAAGAGCAACAGCAAUGCCCUGGCAAGAAUGCAAAGGGUACUAACCAGGAGCUACACCUGCCUGUCUGGUGAUGCUGCCAAAGCAUGCCUGCUAUAUCUUGGCAUGUUUCCAGGUAACCAUUCGAUCAGGAGGAAGAGGUUGUUGAGGCGAUGGUUGGCUGAAGGGCUUGUCAAGAGACAGCCUCACCCCCGGCUCGGUGACAGUGCAGUCGAGAGCUUCAAGAUGCUCAUGGACCAGAAUAUCGUCCAGCCCGUCGAUGUGAGCAACAACGAAGGGGUGAAGACAUGCCAACUGCCUGGGAUGAUGCUCGAGUUCAUCAUGCACAGGUCCAUAUCAGAGGGUUUCAUCACCAUAUUCCGCGGCGAGGAUGAGAUGCUCCUGCUGCCUGAUCAGUACGCCGUCCGUUGUCUCUCUGUCCAAUGUCGUAGCACCGCUGCUGCAAAUAUCGGACUUGAGAGAAAUGAUCUCUCUCUUCUCCGGUCUCUCACGGUCUCUGGUGAAGUAUGCCAAGAUUUUUUGGACUUCAAGGAGUACAAACUGCUGCAAGUCUUGGAUCUGGAAGAAUGUGACGGCUUGAUGGAUGGCCAUCUCGAUGGCAUAUGCAAGCUGUUACUGCUCAAGUAUCUGAGCAUUGGGGGAGCUGUUACCACACUUCCAAAGAUGAUUGGUAGACUAAAAUUUUUGGAGACAUUUGAUGUCAGGAGAACUAAGGUAGAGGUGGUGAUAAUGCCAGCCGAAGUACUCGUGCUUCCUAAAUUAGUUCAUCUCUUUGGAAAGUUUGAACUUUCAGGCAGUGUAUCAAACAAAAUACAACAAAUUAUCAAGUCUGGAAAGAGCAACCUGCAAAUUCUGUCAGGAUUUGUUGCUGGCAGUAACCAUGGUUUUGUGCAACUGAUGUGCCAUAUGAAGAACCUGAGAAAAGUCAAGAUAUGGUGCAAAUCUGCAACAAAAAGAAACAAGUCUAUUUCCCUUUCAAGUGCCAUUCAGAAGUUCAUAGAGAACGGCAAUGAUCCAAAUGAUGCGCGUUCUCUGUCAGUGGAUUUCAGUGAAUGCUCCGAAGACAUCCUGCAAAUUUCUCCUCGAGGAGAUUGCAACCUUAGGUCCCUGAAACUCUACGGCGAACUGCAAAAAAUCCCCAAGUUUUUCGCUUCGCUAUUAGCUCUCAGAGAAUUGUACCUUUCAUCAACUACUAUCCGAGGGGAUGUCCUAACAGCCCUGAGUGAGUUAAGAUACUUGGUUUAUCUCAAACUUAUCGCAGAAAACCUUGAGGAUUUUAUGAUAAAAUAUGGGGCAUUCCAAAGCCUGCAAAGGCUAUGCUUUGUGAUUCAACGUCUGACUCUUCCUGGAAUCCAGGAGGGAGCUCUGCCACAGCUUGUCUCCCUCCAAUUGAUCUAUGAAAAUCUUGCUAAUGUUUGUUUGAUCAACAUUGGAGGCAUCAAACGUCUUAAAGAAGUGAUGCUUGAUUCUAAGAUGAAUGUAGAAUCAAAAGAAUAUUGGGAAGGCGCAGCAAAGAAGCACCCCAACAGGCCCAAAGUUUUGUGCAUUUAAACGGAGAGCAAGGCUAGAUAAGGUUUUGUUGCAUUUUGAAAAGAUAAUACGAGCUAAGUUAUAAGCAAGGAUGAGACAGUCUGUUGUUAUAGAAGAAAUGGGGAGGGGAAUGUUUGUUGCAGACUUGCAGUAGUUGCCAAUUUCCAACUGGGUGCAGUAUCCUGCCUUCAAGUAAAUAAAUACAUAUAUGUACUAUUUAGAGGGGAGCGUAUCCUAUACACACAAGCCCUCGCGUGUACACACCGUGUACACCAACUAAAAAUUAUCACAAAAAAUUCU